Molecule: messenger RNA, 1972 nt
Organism: Temnothorax curvispinosus
Lineage: Eukaryota; Metazoa; Arthropoda; Insecta; Hymenoptera; Formicidae
Product: ATPase WRNIP1-like
Exons: 3
Coding region: 173-1549 (458 amino acids)
Biological process (GO): DNA-templated DNA replication; regulation of DNA repair
Cellular component (GO): nucleus
Molecular function (GO): enzyme activator activity; DNA binding; ATP hydrolysis activity
Source: RefSeq, a predicted model, not a curated record
AAAAAACGACACAUGAUGAUAUCGCUGUAUUGAAAAAAUAAUACGCAUAAUAUUUUUUAUUUAUUAAUAUUAGCGUACCUAUCGUUACCUGCUGUUUGUUCAAAUAUUUAAACAAAUAUAUAUAUUUGGUACAUAAACAGAGAAUGACAUAACCAAAAAAAAACAGAGUUACAUGGAAGUGAAAACUAAGAGAUCAUUUCCUUUUGAUGAGGAUUUUGUCACGAAUAAUCAAGUGAAAAAAUUUAAAGUACAUAUUAAUGAAACGCGGAACAGUAUCAACAGCAUGUCUAAACAUAAUUUUACAAAACGUUCCAAAGUACAAUCCUCAGAGGCAUCGAAACGUGUUUCACUUGUCGAAAAGAUGAAGCCAACGAGUAUUGCGGCUUAUGUGGGACAGAAACAAAUUAUUGGCCCAGACACUGUUUUGAGCUACUUAUUGGAAAAAGGAGAGAUUUCUAGCAUGAUAUUCUGGGGUCCACCUGGAUGUGGAAAGACAUCCUUGACGAAUAUAAUAGCAUGUUUAAGCAGAGAAUUAACGAGUAACAACGUGCACAUUGUGAAUCUAUCUGCAGCCAAUUCCGGUGUAAAAAGCAUAAGGGAAGCUGUUACUGCAGCGAAGAACAAAUCAAAAUUCGGAUGCAAGACCAUUGUCUUCAUGGAUGAAAUUCAUUGUUUCAAUAAGCUUCAGCAAGAUAUAUUCCUGCCACACGUAGAGGCAGGAACGUUCACUUUAAUUGGGUGUACCACCGAAAAUCCGUCUUACAGUUUAAAUCCAGCUCUGUUAAGUCGCUGUCGCGUAUUUGUGUUCAAUAAAUUAACGGAACGCAAUGUAACAGAGAUUCUUUAUAAGGCAAUAGAGUGCAUAAAUGGUGGCACGCUCGAUGCACAAGAAAAAGAACUGAAAAACAGCAGAAAACAGAUUAAAUUUCACUCCAAUACAAAACACAAAUUUCAUGUUGAUAAUAAUACGGUACAGUGGCUAGCAGAAGCAUGCGAUGGCGAUGCACGUGUAGCUCUGAAUGCUUUAGAAUUAGCAACGCUUGCAAAGCAGGCAGGUGGAUCAAAAGCAUCAUACAAUAAUAAUGUAACAAUAACUCUGAAAGAUAUUAAGGAAGGUUUAAUAAAAACGCAUGUGCUUUCUGAAAAAGAAACCAAUCAGAGCCAUCACAUGUAUUCGGCGCUUCAUAAAUCAAUAAGAGCUGGUAAGGCAAGUGCUUCUCUGUACUGGAUGGCUAGAAUUAUGGCAGCUAAGGAAGAUCCGGUAAACAUUGCGAGACGGCUGGUUAGAAUAUCUAGUGAAGACAUUGGUCUAGCGGAUCCAGACGCUUUAGGUGUAGCUGUUCAUACAAUGCAUGGCUGUCAAAUGAUUGGUAUGCCAGAGUGUGACGUGCUUUUGGGACAAUGCACGGUUUACUUAGCGAAAGCACCGAAGUCUCGAUCGAUAUACAAUGCAUUAAAAGCAGCUGAGAAAAUGAUUUUGGAAUGUAAAGGUCCUCAACCUGCCGUGCCAUUACAUAUGAGACAUAACUCAGCAGACAAAGCUAUAUAGAGUAGAUUCGAUAAAAUUUAUACUUUGUUCUUUGCGUAAUCAUUACUAAUUUAUCGUUUUUGUAAUAAUAAAUUUUUAUAACAAAUCCUUGUCUUGUAAAUAUUGGUAAUUUAACAAACCAAGAAAAUGUGGAAUCUGUUUAUUUAUAGAACCGCAGUGUACCGAUAUUUUUCAAGAAAAGCAGAGCUUGUAAAUAAUUAAGACUUAUAUUUUGUACGCCCUUUUAUUACACAUUUAUAUCUAGUUGGUUAAAGAAACCAUCAACCUCCAACAUUUCAGCAAAUUAAGCCAAAAUUAUUAUCAAUCCCUAUUCUAACCUGAGAUUGAGUGAUUGCAAUUGUCAGGCUGAGCAUGCUUAAUCGAUACAUUCAUUAUUUGUUAUUCUAUCAAUUAUUAAUAUUUAAUAAAUUAUUUAACUAUCAA